AGGGUGGCCGGGGAAGGCUCGCGGCCGGUGCCCCGGAGGCUGGCGGAGGGGACCAAGGGAAGGAAAUCAAGACGGCCCGGGGGAGCCCCGAUCCCGAAGGCCUCCCCGGCUGCACGCGCUAAUUCACGGCCUCUGCUCUCCUUCCUGCCGGAGAACCCGAUCGGGGCCGCCGAGACCCUGGAAAGAUGCGAACCUCCCCGCCAGGACGCUGCCGGGCUGCGGGGCCGGGACCCCGCGCACAGGGCACCUCCGGCGUCAGACCUCCACGGCCCUUGUUCGUGCCAAAUCGCUGCCGCCCGCCACAUGCGUCUCAGUCAUGAUGGAUGCCCAGUAUGUCCUCUGCAGAUGGAAAACGCGAUUAUGGCCCGCAAAGGUUUUGUUCAGAACGGAGACUUCAACAAAAAAUAAGAGGAAAAAGGAAUUUUUUCUAGACGUUCAAAUACUCUCUCUAGAUGAAAAAGUGAAGGUGAAAAGCACGGAGGUCAAGAGCCUGAAGAAGUCUCAAAUCGAAGACAUCGCUUCUUUGUUAGCCUCACAGAAGGAAGUUCCCGCUGCACCCCUGGAGGAACUGGCCUACAGACGGUCGCUGCGAGUGGCCCUGGAUGUUUUGAACGAGACAACCAGCUUGAGUCAGGGAAGCUCUUCGGGAGAAGAAACGGCGGCCCCAUCUCAAAGCCAGAAGCCUGCAGAGCCAGCUUCCUCGCCCUGCGUUUCUAACUUGUCCGCUUUCUGCCGUGAGGACCCAUCGGACAGUCCUGGACUGGAGGGCAGUGAGAGUGGACGGCAAAGCGCAUCCCGUUCGCUGACUCGUACGAAGGGUCUCAGGUGCAGAGCGGACCUGAGGAGGGUGCUGGGGAAGAGGGACAGCCCUCGAGCCCUUCUGGUUUCUUCAACCAGAGGUCGUUCGAGAACACUCCAGAAAAACUGGAGAAACCCAAGUAAAAAGGAAAGACAUUCAGCAGAGAAGUCCAGCUUGUGCGAGAAUGUGCCCUCACUCUCAGAGGGAGCUCCUGAGAUAGAGAAGGAGAAAAAGACAGGGGGCCCAACAGCUCUGCCUUCGCCUCCCGCAGCCGGACAGGAGGGUACAGGCGGGCAGGCCCGAGGGGACCACCCCGUCCGGCCAGCCGGUGGCCUUGCCGUGCUCCUGCCCUGGCGGAAGAGGGCGGAUGACGCCUGCCAGGGGACCAGGGCCCGUCCCCGCGGGGCCUGCCGAGGUGCUGGAGGAUGCCCCGCCAAGAGGCGGUGCCCGGAGAGCCGCCAGAGCGCGCCUGCCUCGGGAUUACCCACGGGGGCAGCGCGGUCCCCCAGCCGGGGGCCCAGGGGGCACAUGACCUUGCGCAGUGCCUCUAAAUGCGACCUGCCCCUUCCACACGCUCCUGUGGACAAAAUGGGGAGCUUUCGUCUCCCGGAUUCUGAGAAGGCGGAGGAAGACCGUCUGUCUUCCGGAGAGUCCAUGGAUUUCAAUUCCAUAAAUUCUAUCCUGGAGGAAGAUGAGGAUGAGGAAGAGCCACCAAGGAUCCUUUUAUACCACGAACCACGUUCGUUUGAAGUAGGAAUGCUAGUCUGGCUUAAAUACCAAAAAUACCCCUUCUGGCCAGCUGUGGUCAAAAGCAUCCUACGACGAGAUAAGAAAGCGAGUGUGCUCUUUAUCGAAGGGGACAUGAAUCCAAAAGGGAGAGGUAUCACGGUGUCUCUUAGAAGAUUAAAGCACUUUGAUUGUAAAGAGAAACAGAUGCUUCUGAACGAAGCCAAGGAGUCCUUCAGCCAGGCCAUUGGCUGGUGCAUGUCUCUCAUCACCGACUACAGGGUCCGGCUGGGCUGUGGUUCUUUUGCCGGCUCUUUCCUGGAAUAUUACGCUGCCAAAAUCAGUUACCCCGUGAGGAAGCUGAUCCAGCAGGAUGUCUUGGGGACUACGUUUCCCCAGCUGAGCAAGAGGGUCCCUGAGGAGCCCGUGAAGGGGUCCCCUCGUGGGAGGGGGAGACGGCCCUGCAGGAGAAUCCUCCCCGACCGCUCCCGGGCCGCACGGGACCGGGCCAACCAGAAGCUGGUGGAGUACAUCGUGAAGGCCAAGGGCGCUGAGAGCCAUCUCCGGGCGAUCCUGAGGAGGAGGAAGCCGUCCAGGUGGCUGAAGACCUUCCUGAACUCGAGCCACUACGUGACAUGCGUGGAAACAUACCUGGAGGACGAGGAGCAGCUGGACCGUGUGGUGAAGUAUCUGCAGGGAGUCUACCGGGAAAUGGACAGCAGGAUGCUGACGCGGAUAAACGGCGACAGGAUAAGAUUCAUCCUGGACGUGCUGCUGCCCGAGGCCAUCAUCUGUGCGAUUUCUGCAGUCGAUGCAGUCGAUUACAAGACAGCCGAAGAGAAGUACAUAAAAGGACCCUUGCUCAGCUACCGGGAAAGAGAAAUCUUUGAUAACCAGGUGCUGGAAGAAAGGAACCGGCGGCGACGCUGAGGAAACCCAUAGCCUUGAUGGAAUCCGGCGUGUCGGCUGCGGGAGGGUCUCGGCCGCGCCAUCCAUGAGAACCCGGCAGUGUGGGUGGCUCCUGCACCCGCCAUGUGGGAACAGCGUCUGGAAAACGGGUCUCCGGGGACGUGUGCGGUUCGGUUUUGGAUUUAUCUCUGGGCUCCCUGCAUCUUGAUUUCCUAUUUCCACACUUGUGAAGACUCGCUUUUAUUAACCUCCCGGUAGCCAGGAGUCUCUCAGCUGUCUUUUGGGAAAGUACAGCUCCUGGAAAAGUUUUUUAAAAGGACAAAAUAGCAUUUUAUUUUAUAUCAUUACUUGGAACUGUACUCACAAUUUAAUAUGAAAUGUACGUUCUUUUUUUUUAUGUUAAUAAGCACUGCUGUCAAAUAAUAACCGGCAGGACUUUUAAGAGUGUGAUAUAAUGAUGGAGCCCCAGGGACAUCGUUGUGUUUUUCUGUGUUUUUCUCCCUUUGUGUGGUUCCUCUUAAGAUCAUUCCUGAACAUUCUCUGCCACUCAUGUAUUUUUGACUGGGGAAAAAAAAAUGUCUGUCAGAGGUAGAACCAAAGACAAGUUGCUUCCUUACAUUUUGGUGUUUGCCGUGUUUGCUUGUGCAGGAGACUGAACUGAGAAUAAAUUUUUUUCAGUGGCCUCUCUGCAUCUAGUCUGCACAUGGGCGAGUGAGUUCAGUGUUCACGGAGGCCACGCUGGCCCGGGGCAGGCCCCCAAGGGAGUUUGGGGCAGGGUCUGUCCUCCGCUGCUGGCCGCUGUUGCUGCCCAACUGGCCACUGCUGUCCUGGGAGUCGGCCGGGCGGCGGUGAUGGCAUCCCAGCGUGCCGUCACCCACCUUGGAGCAGCCACCGGACCUGCAGGCCGCUGGAGGGAACGAGCACUGCACCCUGGGCGAGGCUCGUGUGGCCAUCCUCGGGACAAGGGUUGGGGUCAUUCCCCUGGCUGGUGGGUCCCUCCGGUGUCCGAGGCGUACACGGCCCGUGGCCUGGGCAUUCGGAGGACACUCACGGAAAGGUCACUUGUUCACUUGAACUUGCUUGGUCCUCGAAUGCAGUUGUAGAAAUUCUCUGAAAAGUCAAAGCCACAAACCAGCGGAUUAUUUAUUGUAAGUUGAUGCAGGAACGUUGCUGAAGUUAAUUUUCAGAGUCCGGCGUGAGACAGACCCAAAAGCACCUGCCCGCCGCCUGCGUCUUUAUGCCUCGGCAGUGUCCGCUCCGCAUCGUGGCCUCUUCUGUCUCCUCCCCCAUGACGCAGCUGUCCGCCACCCAGGUGUCCCGGAUUUGUGCAGGGAAGGAACCCUUGUCUCUGAUCCUUUCCUCACUUGCCCACGUCCACUGUAGUGGGAAACCGGGGCGUCGUGCUGCCCUGAGACGCUAACGUCUGAGGAGACGGAAGUCGGUGAGGGCGACCGCGGUCAGCAGGAUGACCGCAAGGCGACGAUGUCACACUUGGGGGGCCUUGCCACUGGCAGUGCUCGUCCUGUCGGAUCUCACCACGUCAAAGCAGUCCUGUCAUACCCGAGGUUCCUCUGGAGCAGGGGGGGAGGCCCCGAGGAGCCCCCCGGGCCUGGGGCUGCAGGAGGCGGGGAUCCGGAGCUGUGUUUCCACUGCGUCCAAGCAGGUGGAUCUCCCCGGGAGGUGGGUCCUUCCUGACUCCGGGCGGAGGAGAGUGUGCUGGUGCCACGUGGCUGCAGCUCGGACAUGCGCCUGUCGGCACCUGGUCCCACUCUGGACUUCCUCGGAGGCAGGGGAGUCACCAGCACAGCCCGGACGGGUGGUCGCCCAUCUCCGCAGGGAAAGCCCAGACCCCCAAGUGCACUGCCCACGGCCCAGGCUUGGCAUGGGCCUCAGUUUCCCCAGUCUGUGUCGAUUACCAGCAAGAGCCAUUGUCUCCUAUGAAUGUAUGUGAUGUUCCUGGAGAUGAAAAGCAUCUUUGAGGUUUGGUGGAAACGGAAUGACCCAAGGGGAGUGAGUCCAUCAUCAGGAAGGAUUUUCAUACAUGCUUCUGUUGGCUAAUCUUUUCCAAAAGUCUUCUUCACGUACGAUUGUUGAAUUUCUUCAGACUGAAAUUAAAUGGUUUUUAGAGCUCUGGC
Choloepus didactylus (southern two-toed sloth) is the source of this 4569-nucleotide messenger RNA. It is a transcript of the gene PWWP3A, whose product is annotated as PWWP domain containing 3A, DNA repair factor. Lineage: Eukaryota; Metazoa; Chordata; Mammalia; Pilosa; Megalonychidae. The transcript has 14 exons. Bases 317 to 2455 code for a protein of 712 amino acids. Gene Ontology annotation, cellular component: nucleus; cytosol. The record is from RefSeq and is a predicted model, not a curated record. Gene Ontology annotation, molecular function: nucleosome binding. Gene Ontology annotation, biological process: DNA repair; chromatin organization.